AUGCUGCUGCUGCUGCUGCUGCUGCUGAUGCUGAUGCUGCUGCCGCUGCUGCUGCUGCUGCUGCUGCUGCUGCUGCUGCUGCUGCUGCUGCUGCUGCUGCUGCUGCUGCUGCUGAUGCUGAUGCUGAUGCUGAUGCUGAUGCUGAUGCUGAUGCUGCUGCUACUGCUGCUGCUGCUGAUGAUGUUGGUGCAGGGCCCCUUGCACGUCAAGAGCUUCCGCCGUGCUGCUGGCUCAGGACGCCGCAAGCCUGCAAGCCCUCCUUGA
Monoraphidium neglectum is the source of this 264-nucleotide messenger RNA. RefSeq lists its product as hypothetical. The coding region runs from base 1 to 264 and encodes 87 amino acids. The record is from RefSeq and is a predicted model, not a curated record. The transcript has a single exon. Lineage: Eukaryota; Viridiplantae; Chlorophyta; Chlorophyceae; Sphaeropleales; Selenastraceae.